AUGGAUAUCAGACUGAUGGGAUUAGAAAAUCCACUCUUUCACACUCUCCACCACAUGAUGGAUCUCCAUGCGGAUGAUUCAGACAAGUCGAAUAACGUCCCAUCGAGGAAUUACCUGCGCGACGCUAAGGCCAUGGCAGCGACACCAGCGGACAUUAAGGAAUACAAAAACUCGUACGUCUUCAUAGUGGACAUGCCUGGUUUGAAGUCAAGCGACAUCAAAGUGCAAUUAGAGGAUGGCAAUGUGCUUAUAAUUAGUGGGGAGAGCAAAAGAGAAGAAGAAAAAGAAGGGGCGAAAUAUGUUAGAAUGGAAAGAAGAGUAGGGAAAUUCAUGAGGAAAUUUUUGUUGCCUGAAAAUGCAAAUACAGAUGCCAUUUCUGCAGUUUGUCAAGAUGGUGUAUUGACUGUGACGGUAGAAAAGUUGCCUCCACCUGAGCCAAAGAAGCCCAAAACUGUUGAAGCUAAAGUUGCUUGAAGUGAUGGGAGGGAAAAUAGGAGUGUUCUGUUUAUGAUUUUGGAAUAUAAUAUGCAAUAUUUUAUUGUCCCCAGUUUUGUUUGUUUUCCUCAUGGA
Nicotiana attenuata is the source of this 570-nucleotide messenger RNA. Its product is annotated as 17.3 kDa class II heat shock protein-like. The transcript has 2 exons. NCBI's taxonomy places the organism in Eukaryota, Viridiplantae, Streptophyta, Magnoliopsida, Solanales, Solanaceae. The record is from RefSeq and is a predicted model, not a curated record. Gene Ontology annotation, biological process: protein folding; response to heat; protein complex oligomerization. The coding region runs from base 1 to 474 and encodes 157 amino acids.